GUCUUCAGAGCUGUAUUGUUAUUUUUUUUGUAUAUUUUUUUGAUUAAAUCAAAUUGAAUUAACUUGAUUGCAAUGUUAACGUUGUGCGCGAGAAACAACGAGGAGGCAUCUGUGCAGCACCUCGUUAUUUGAUAACGUUGAUUAUAUACGCAGAUAUAGAUAGGAUCGUAAACAGAAGAGCGUCGCGGCUACGGGACAGAGAGAAAGAGAGAGUGAGAGCGAGCAAGCGUAUGCCAGUGCCAGUGCCAGGCCAGUUCGUGUGUGUGCCUCCAUGUGAAUGUGUAUGUGUGGGUACAAAUUUCGUGUGCGGCGGCUGCAGAGAAGCAGAAGAAGAACGGACACGGCAACGGUAAGGCUCAUCCAGCCUCCGGUCUCCGCCGUAACAUUAAAAGUGCAACUACAUCUCCGGCUUCAGCUGCAACUGCAAUCCCCAGCUCCAGUGGAGGAGAGGUCCUCCUCUCUGGCUCGGGCGCGGGCCCCUGGCCCUGGCCAAACCUAUUCAAUGCAAAGGCAAGAACCAACACCAAAAACACCAAAUCGGAUAAAAUGAAUUUACUGCAAAAAAUUGACGGCAGCAUCAGCUCUCCGAACACGCCGGGCGGUGGUGGCAUUGGUGGUGGGUGCAGCAGCAGCAGCAACAACAGCAUCAAUAGCGGCAGCUACGCGAGUGCCUCCUCAGUGCCCGUCGCAUGCACACCGCCGCCGCCGACUCACCACCACCAGCAUCAAGGAGGAGGGAGAGCCGGAGGCGGAGUGCCACCGGCACCGCCGAGCGCCGCUCACGGCAAUCAGACCGGAUCAUCGGGUCAUAAGAACAGCCUCAAGGGAACGAAGCUGGCACGACGGGCGCGCUCCUUUAAAGACGACCUGAUCGAAAAGAUAUCCCUAAUGCGCACCACCAACAACACGCUGGGUCGCUCCCACUCACCGCACAGCCCGCGCACAAAGCAUGGCGUUGGCGUCAAGCCGCCACCCUCCAAUGAGGAGGUGCAGCGCUCCACACAGACGCUGGAGACGCACGUCAAGGAUAUAUCGAAUGCCCUCAAGCACUUUCGGGACGUUAUUCUGAAGAAGAAGCUCGAGGUGCUGCCCGGCAAUGGUACGGUCAUCUUGGAGACUAUUGCCAGCAUGUAUUCCGUUAUUCAAACGUAUACCCCACUGAAUGAGAACAGUGCCAUCAUGAGCUCAGCCACGCAGCAGGUUUAUCAAUCCCUGGGCAAACUCAUCAAACUCUGCGACGAGGUAAUGCUCUCCGAUGAGAGCGGAGAGUGCCCCUCGCUCAGCAACGAGAAUGUGCGCGAGGUUAUCGAUCUACUCGAGGAUGCAGUGAGGAAUCUCGUUACCCUGGCCCAGGGUAAGUUGAAGGAACAGGAUCAGUGCACCUUUCGCUACAGCGGCUCUUCGGGUCUGGGUGGCAUUGGAGCCGCAGCCGAGAUUAUGGGCGCUGUCACAGCAUCCAGUACGAACGCAGGUGGCGGGGCCGGCAUACUACCGGUAGGUGGUGUACCCGGAACCGGUAUCACGGGCGUGGCCAGCAUGAGGAUCUCCGCUGUCGAGAACGCGGCCGUGGCCCAGCGCACCUCCCUGCCGGACAUCGCCCUGUCGCCGAAGGAGCGGGCUAGCCUGGAGCAUCGGAAUGUGAAUCCCAUGCGGGGAUCCCACAGCACCGAGAGCAUACUCCGCGACACGAGUCCGCCGCCAAAGCCGCCGCUACCUAAUCGGGCCAGCAAUCCCCCACCAUUGCCACCCAAGCGACGCAGCCAGCCACAAGCGCCACCCGGUGGCUCCUCCUCAUCCACGUCGACAUCGAACCAGGCCAGUCCGCUGCCCUAUGCGCAGUCGCACAACAUCAGCCUCAACUCGGACCUGGACUGCAGCUCCAACAUCUCGCUGCUGAACUACGGAGUGGAUCGCCUCUCGGUGCGUUCCCGUUCUCCGGAUGAGAAUAGCCAGUGCUCCUUUGACUCGGCUUUGAAUCAUUCUCGCGAGGAGGAGGAUCCGCAACAACACCAACAGCAACAGCAUUUGAAGCAGCCCUUGAAGCUGAUGGAAGAGGAUGCAGACAAGAUGAUUAGCUACAAAGCCACCGGGUCCGCAAGCGCUGCUGCACAGGAAAUGACCAUAGCCAUGGCACCAGCCAAUGCGCAGACUCAGCUGUCAGGAACCGGAGGCCCAAGUGCAGGAGGUGGAGGUGAAACUAACACGGAACUGCGCACAGCGGCGGCAGCCCUCACCAACAAUCGUCAUUCGAACGAAUCGGGUUUCGUGUCAAUGAAGUCGUUUCGCACAUCCACGCAGAGCGUCUCCAAACGCUCCUCGGACUACAGCGUACAAUCGUCGGCCAAAUCGUCGAGCAGCAAUUCGGAGAUUGCGAUCAGUAUCAGUGAGUCGGCGUCGGCGACAGCGAGUGCGUCCAGCAGCGAGUACCAGCAGAUUAGCCAAUCGGUUAGCCACAGCAGCCAGCGCCAGCAGCAGCAGCAGCACAUCUCCAGCAGCAGCAGCAGUAGCAUGACCACCACCACCCUGAGCAGCUACAGCAGUGGCGAGCAGCAGGAUCCGGCAGCAACAACAGGGGCUGCAGCACCCGCUCUGCCACCCAAGACGACAACACCGGUAGCGACGGCAACCGGAAUGGCAACAACAACUACGCAUCAACGCACGCUGACGCGUCACGAAUCAAGCGCCCUAGACGAGCUGGACUGGAGUCAGGGUGCAGCGAGCAGCAGCAGCAGCAGUGCCGCAGAGGUGGCAGAACUGAGGCAACUGUCGCCGCACCAUCACCACCAGCAACAGCUUCACCAGUGGCACUCGAAGCACCACAGCCUGAUUGAGCCGCCGCGCAGUGCUCCCCACCAUUUGGCUGGCAGUUGCAGCGCCUUCGAUCAGAGGCAUCUCGAUGAGCCGCCGCCGUUGCCCAUGAAGAAGAAGUACAUGUUUCAAAGUGUGGCAUUUUCGGUUCUGGCCUACAUGGAGAUCUGCACGGCCUCGAACCGCUCCAUCGAGCAGCACCGACACACGAUGCAUGCGUGCAACAUCAGCCGGAAUAUCUCCCACAGCCAGACUAUGAAUAUUAUGCCGAUGAGCAAGGAACUGUCGCCCGAGCUAGAGACGCCACCAGCCUUGCCGCCAAAGAACUACAAGCAGCGCAAGCCGGCGGCCUCUUUGCAGCCGAUAAUUGUCACCACACCGCCGCCCAGCCCAAAGCCGACACUGUGCGAGAAUGGAUCGAGCGGUGGAGCCGGCGGCGGGAGGCCAGACAGCCGUAUGGCCACUGUCUGUGAAGAGCAUAACGAUUCCCUCGUUCUCGACAGCAAUGAGAAUGUGAAUGUCAGCUCUGGCGAUGGCGAUGACGAUGGAGAGGGCGCAGGCGAGAGUCAGACCUUCUAUUGCCACUCGCAUCAGCUGCCGGAUGAGCCGGUGGCAGCGACAACAUCGGCGGAUCAGCAUGAACAGCAGCAGCAGCAGCCCAUAAAUACGCCCAAGCUGAUCGAUGACGAACAAGAGUCGAGAGUCACCCCAGAGUCAGAGGCCGAGAAGCAGCAGGAGCAGCAGAAACAGCAGGAUGCUGGCGAGGUGGAGACGGUGAUCAAUAUGCUGGAGGAGGUCAAUAUAACGCGCUAUCUAAUACUCAAGAAAAAGGAGGAGGACGGGCCAGAGGUCAAGGGCGGCUACAUUGACGCGCUCAUUGUGCACGCGAGCCGAGUCCAGAAGGUCGCCGACAAUGCAUUCAGCGAGGCGUUCAUCACCACCUUCCGCACCUUCAUCCAGCCGAUCGAUGUGAUCGAGAAGCUCACCCAUCGCUACACAUACUUCUUCUGCCAGGUGCAGGAUAACAAGCAGAAGGCCGCCAAAGAGACCUUCUCGCUGCUGGUGCGGGUUGUCAAUGAUCUUACAUCUACGGAUCUCACCAGCCAACUGCUUAGCCUGCUGGUGGAGUUUGUCUACCAGCUGGUCUGCUCCGGACAGCUAUAUCUGGCCAAGUUGCUGCGCAACAAGUUCGUGGAGAAGGUGACGCUCUACAAGGAGCCCAAGGUGUAUGGCUUUGUCAACGAUCUGGAGAUGGUCGGGACCAUAACCAGCAGCGGAGCCGCUGGCGUCGGCAUCGGUGGAGGCGUCGGUGGCGGUCUGUCCGGUAAUAGCAGCAGCAGCAUGAGCAGCGGCAGCAGCAAUCAUCCCAGCCUGCUGGACCUCAAGUCCCUGGACAUUGCCGAGCAGAUGACGCUGCUGGAUGCGGAGCUGUUCCAGAAGAUCGAGAUACCCGAAGUAUUACUAUUUGCCAAAGAUCAGUGCGAGGAGAAGUCGCCCAAUCUCAACAAGUUCACCGAGCACUUUAACAAGAUGUCCUACUGGGCUCGCUCCAAGAUCCUGCGACUGCACGACGCCAAGGAGCGGGAGAAGCAUGUGAAUAAGUUUAUUAAAAUCAUGAAGCAUCUGCGUAAGAUGAACAACUAUAAUUCGUAUCUGGCGCUGCUCUCGGCCCUCGAUUCGGGUCCCAUUCGAAGAUUGGAGUGGCAGAAGAGUAUCACAGAGGAGGUGCGCUCCUUUUGCGCCCUCAUCGAUUCCAGUUCCAGUUUUCGGGCCUAUCGCCAGGCCCUGGCCGAAACCAAUCCGCCCUGCAUACCCUAUAUCGGUCUGGUCCUGCAGGAUCUGACGUUUGUACAUGUGGGCAACCAGGACUAUCUGUCCAAGGGUGUCAUCAAUUUCUCCAAACGCUGGCAGCAGUACAACAUCAUUGUGAACAUGAAGCGUUUCAAGAAGUGUGCGUAUCCGUUUAGACGGAACGAGCGGAUCAUACGGUUCUUUGAGAACUUCAAGGACUUUAUGGGCGAGGAGGAGAUGUGGCAAAUAUCGGAGAAGAUCAAGCCACGCGGCCGUCGGCCCCAAAACUACUAAAAAAAAACACACAAAAAACAACAACAGGAGAUGUGCAAGAAAGAAAGCUGCAACUACAAAACACCAACUAAAUAUAUUCAGAAUAUAUAAAUGUAUGUUAUAUUAAAUACAAACAAAACAAAAAAGAAUAUACAAAUACAAACUAAUGCAAUGGCCGUGGAGGAGCAGCAGGGACAACAGGAGAUGAGGAGGAUAUCAGGCUGAGGAUGUGGAUAUGGAUAUGGAUAUGGAUAUGGAAAUUGAAAUGGAUGUGUAAGAGAAUGUGGAGCAGGAGCAAAAGAAUCAGCUGGAACUAUUAUGGAUGAAUGGGUCUGAGAAAUAAUAACGUUCGCUAUUCGCUGUCUAUUUAUACAAUACACACAUAUAUAUGUAUGUACACAAUAUAUAUAUACAUAUGAUGAUUACACAUGUAAUCAAUAUACAUAUAUAUCAAGUAACCAGAUCCGAUCAGUUAUAUAUACAUGUUAACUAUAUUAUAUAUAUGUAUACAAAAUACCGGAUGCAGAUACACAACUAAAUAUCCAAAAUAUCGAUAUCUGUAGCUAAAUUAUAUAAAGCUCUAUGAAGAUGAACCUCCCCACCAAUCUUACAAAUGAAUCGCCACCAACCAAUCAACCAAUCAACCACUCCCCCUUCCCCCCAUGAGUUGCACCAAAGGAAACAAGGAAGAAAAACACCAAAGCGAUCCAUCAAUCAGCCAAAUACAACAAACAGACGAAACAGAUCGGGCUUUCAUUGUUCUUUUGAGAUAUAUCUGUUUACAUAAGAGCAGCCACACAACGAAUUUUUUGGAAACCAAGAGCGAAAGCGAAGAUAUAUAGACUAUGACUACGACUAGGAAACGAUGCAAUCCAGAGGCAACAAAACACCAAGCAACAAAGAACAAAGCCAAUUCAAGCAGAUUAGAUUAAUGCGGUAAAGUACACACAAACACAGACACACAUAUAUCGUAUGAAUGUAGUUACAUAAUAUAGCACAUGUACUACUUAUCUGUGCAUCUGCACAAUCUGUGUAAAGCCAGCCUAAAAAUGUGCAAAACUCUUCCAUUUUAAAAUGUGGUGUGUUGGAGCAGAACGAGAAUCAAACUAAAAAAUGGGAUACACUUUGGGAUGGGCAAAAUCCACCCAGAGAGAUCUAGGGAUCGAGAGAGAGAGAGGCAUAUAUACAUAUUUAUAUGGAGUUAUCAAUCAAAUCAAUCAAAAAUUCAUUUCGCAACUCAAUUAACGAAACAACUUUUAAAGUUACCAAAAAUGAAAAUGAAACAAAAAACAAAACCAGAUUCCCACAAUUUGAAUUUUCUUUUAAAUGUAUGACUUACAACCAAAAAAAAAAA
This is a messenger RNA of Drosophila guanche, 6226 nucleotides long. RefSeq names its product guanine nucleotide-releasing factor 2 (gene C3G). The coding region runs from base 547 to 4893 and encodes 1448 amino acids. Gene Ontology annotation, biological process: positive regulation of GTPase activity; Ras protein signal transduction. NCBI's taxonomy places the organism in Eukaryota, Metazoa, Arthropoda, Insecta, Diptera, Drosophilidae. Gene Ontology annotation, cellular component: plasma membrane. The record is from RefSeq and is a predicted model, not a curated record. Gene Ontology annotation, molecular function: guanyl-nucleotide exchange factor activity. The transcript is spliced from 15 exons.